AUGCCCCUCCCAAUUCAAAUCGCGUACAAGCCUAUCGGCAAGCCGGAGAUCGGAGUCAACAACUACCAAGGCUUCACACCAGGCCGCACGGAAGUGCUGCCCAAAGGCUGGAACGGAUACAACGCAAAGCCCCUCGAGAGCAGUAUUCGGAUUGAUCAUGACGUCGAAAUCAAGGUCCGCGAUGGCUGCAGGCUCUACAUUGAUGUCUACCGUCCGGCGGACGCCACCGAGAAGAUCCCCGCUAUCGUCGGGUGGUCACCCUACGGCAAGAAAUACAGCGCUCUUACAAUGCUUCCAAUGACGCCGUGGUCUUGCUGUGUGAAGAAGAGCGACCUCAGCGGACUUGAGAAGUUUGAAGGUCUUGAUCCUCAGAGGUGGUGCCCCAAGGGCUACGCCAUCAUCAGUGUCGACAGCAGAGGCGCUGGCAACAGCGAUGGUCAGGUCCCAAUCAUGGGUCUCCAGGACGCUGAGGAUGCUUACGAUGUUAUUGAGACCAUUGCCAAAAUGAAUUGGUGCAAUGGAAGUGUCGGCAUGGCAGGCAACUCUGCGCUGGCUAUCGCUCAAUGGCACGUCGCAGCCCUGAACCCGCCGUCGCUGAAGGCCAUUGCCCCGUGGGAGGCGAGCGGUGACUUGUUCCGUGAGCAAUUUGUCAGGGGUGGCAUCUUCUCCAUGAGCAACUUUGACCUCAUCACAAGCCUGAUCAUCAAAGGUCCCUCAGGUGUUGAAGACUUCGCCGAGAUGUACCGCCGAAGUCCCUUGUCCAACAUCUGGUGGGAAGACAAGCGGGCCAACAUGAAGGCCAUCAACAUCCCAGCCUACAUUUCCGGUUCCGAUUUCAGCUCCAUUCACACCAUGGGCAGCAUCAGAGGCUUCAUGGAGCUUGGGUGCGAGAAGAAGUGGAUUCGCUGGAGCGCGUGGCAGGAGUGGUUCGACCUCUACAGUGUUCCCGAAACAAAUGAGGAUUUGGCGAAAUUCUUCGACAGAUAUCUGAAAGGCAUCGAAAACGACUGGGAGAAGACACCCAAAGUUCGGUGGACGUCCCUCAAAUUCGGCGACCGAGAGCCCGAAAGCGAUAUCCUUUUCGAAGACUUCCCUCCCCCGAAUACGGAUUACAAGACAUUCUACCUCGAGAACGGCGCCUUGUCAGAAUCCGUUCCAUCCAAUGCCUCAAAAGCUUCCUACAACUCUGAAGAUGGCAACUCAUUGGCCAAGUUCACAUACACAUUCGACAAGCCUUCCCGUCUGAUCGGCAUUCCCAAAGCCAUUCUCUACGUUUCCUGCCCUUCCCACGAUGAUAUGAACGUCUUCGUCAACGUCAGGAAGCUCGAUAAGGACGGGACACCAAUGAUGCAUCUCUGUUUCCCCUUCUGGGCUGCCCCCGUCAAGUCUAUCCAUGACAUCGCACCCAAGGAGCGAAGCAGCACGAACCUUCACCUGGGGUCCGUUGGUCAGUUGAGGGCAUCUCACCGCAAGAUUGAUCCCUCCCGUUCUAUGCACCCGCAAUUCCCCUUCCACCCACACGACGAGGAACAAAAGAUCACUCCCGGAGAGAUUGUUGAACUUGAAAUCGGCAUCUGGGCUAUGGGUGUGGACUACGAGGCCGGUGAGUCUGUGCAGGUCCAGAUCGGAGGGCAAUUCCCGUCGAUCGCGGAGUAUAAGGCGUUCUCGACAGAGAGGCCGGAUCAUGAGAGGAAUAAGGGAGAGCAUUUCAUUCACUGUGGCCCAGAGCAUCAGAGCCGGAUAAUCCUUCCGUUUAUCCAGUAG
Molecule: messenger RNA, 1764 nt
Organism: Colletotrichum karsti
Lineage: Eukaryota; Fungi; Ascomycota; Sordariomycetes; Glomerellales; Glomerellaceae
Product: x-pro dipeptidyl-peptidase c-terminal non-catalytic domain-containing protein
Exons: 2
Coding region: 1-1764 (587 amino acids)
Molecular function (GO): dipeptidyl-peptidase activity
Source: RefSeq, a predicted model, not a curated record